CCGAUGGAGAACAGGUCGGAAGUGAUGGAGUUCGUCCUUCUAGGCCUAGCCAGUGCCCCAGAACUCCGCGUCACGCUCUUCAUCGUGAUCAUUUGCAUCUACCUCAUCAAUGUGCUUGGCAACCUGGGGCUGAUCCUCUUGACUCGUGUCGAGUCUCGCCUCCACAGCCCCAUGUACUUCUUCCUCACUAACCUGUCUCUAGUAGAUGUCGUGUACUCCUCAGCCGUCACCCCCACAGCUGUGGCUGGGCUCCUUAUAGAAGCACAAGUCAUCUCCUACAAUGCUUGUGCUGCUCAGAUGUUCUUUUUUGCAGCCUUUGCCACUACAGAAAAUUUUCUUCUGGCCUCCAUGGCCUACGACCGCUAUGCCGCGGUGUGCACACCCCUGCACUACACCAGCACCAUGACCACACGUGUGUGUGCGUGGUUGGCCAUCGGCUGCCAUGUCUGUGGCUUCCUGAACGCCUCCAUCCAUGUGGGGGAAACAUUUGAGCUCUCUUUCUGUAACUCAAAUGUGGUCCAUCACUUUUUCUGUGAUGUUCCAGCAGUCAUGGCUCUCUCCUGCUCUGAUAGACAUGUUAAUGAGAUGGUUUUAGUUUACGUGGCAACCUUCAACGUCUUUUUUGCUCUUCUAGUCAUCUUGAUAUCUUAUUUAUUCAUAUUUAUCACUAUAUUAAAGAUGCAAUCUACUUCAGGACACCACAAGGCUCUGUCCACCUGCGCCUCCCACCUCGCCUCAGUCACCAUCUUCUACGGCACCGUCAUCUUCAUGUACCUGCAGCCCAGCUCCAGCCACUCCAUGGACACGGACAAGAUCGCCUCCAUGUUCUACACCAUGGUCAUCCCCAUGCUGAACCCCGUGGUCUACAGCCUCAGGAACAAGGAGGUCAAGAGAGCAAUUAAAAAGGUUCUUUUGGGCCAGCCAAAUAAAAAAUCUGGCGCUGCAGUGGUCAAAGCAGAUUUCACAGUCAGAUGUGCUUCUGAGUCUCAAGCUGACCUCUUAUAG
Molecule: messenger RNA, 1005 nt
Organism: Octodon degus (degu)
Lineage: Eukaryota; Metazoa; Chordata; Mammalia; Rodentia; Octodontidae
Product: olfactory receptor 5B2-like
Exons: 2
Coding region: 4-1005 (333 amino acids)
Biological process (GO): G protein-coupled receptor signaling pathway; sensory perception of smell
Cellular component (GO): membrane
Molecular function (GO): odorant binding; olfactory receptor activity; G protein-coupled receptor activity
Source: RefSeq, a predicted model, not a curated record